CCCCCCCGCGCCGUUUCUCUUUCCCCUGCUUCCCUCUGCUCCACACCACCCCUAUUCUUGAGCGGCUGCAGCCCCAGCAUGGAGUCGGGUUCCGACUUGCCCGCGGGCGGGCGUCCGCCCCAGGAGUUGGUCGUUCGUCCGGAUCAGGCCGAUCCUGCCUCUGCAUCACGGCCAGCCGGCCCCCGACAGAUUGAGCAGGAUGAUGUGGCCCAAUUUUGGGAGCAGCAAUACGAGUGGAUUAUGAAAAUGUCUCCCACCGAGUUGCGGACCCACGAGCUCCCAUUGGCCCGGACCAAGAAGAUCCUCCGCAACACGACCGACAUCAUGAACUGUGGUCCAACUGCACCAGGUGGGGGAACAGCAGCGGCAGCGGCAGCAGCGGCGGCGGCAGCGGCGGCGGCGGCCGCUGCAGCGGCGGCCGCCGCCGCCGAGGCAGCCGCCGGCAAUGGCACUGCUCCCGCUCCCCAGGGCGAGGCGCACCUCCAUCCCCAUGCCGGCUAUGCGUCUCAUGGUUCGGAAGCCGCCGGGGGACAGAACCCGAUGUCGGCGGCCACGGUGGCCGCGGUGGCGGCGGCCGCGGCGGCGGCGGUGGCCGCGGUCACCGGCGGCGAUCCUGCCGGCACGGCGGACAAGCAGGAUGACGGGUUUGAAUCCGGCGAUCUCUUGUCCACCGGGGCCGCUCCUCUGUCGAUGAUGCUGAGCAGCGAGCUACCGCGGGUGAUCUCGCGAGUGUGCGAGCUUUUCGUCCUGGACAUCACCCGACGUGCGUGGGUCAUCGCACAGGAGAGUGAUCGGGCACGCGAGCCCCCGGCCCCGGCGCCCGUGGCCCCGGGGUCCGAGACAUCGGAUCAACCUCCUCCGCGCCGGCGCGGGCGCCCGCGCGGGACCAGCUCCGCACAAAAGUGCACAAAGCGUCACCGAAUCCUUCAGAAGGAUCACGUCGUGCGGGCCAUUACCAGCUGCGAUGUCUUUGAUUUCCUGGUCGACCUCAUUGGCCCAUCUAUUCAAAAGGGUGACACCGCGGGGCCGGCCCCGCCUCGGUAGGCAUCUUCCCGGCUGGCUCCGUGUCAAAAUCCCAAAUAGCAACACCGGUGGCAAGACCCCCAUCGAUGCCAA
Messenger RNA from Fonticula alba, 1116 nucleotides. RefSeq lists its product as hypothetical. The transcript is spliced from 3 exons. Gene Ontology annotation, molecular function: protein heterodimerization activity. Gene Ontology annotation, cellular component: nucleus. Lineage: Eukaryota; Rotosphaerida; Fonticulaceae. Bases 79 to 1044 code for a protein of 321 amino acids. Gene Ontology annotation, biological process: regulation of DNA-templated transcription. The record is from RefSeq and is a predicted model, not a curated record.